Messenger RNA from Desarmillaria tabescens, 1093 nucleotides. RefSeq lists its product as uncharacterized. NCBI's taxonomy places the organism in Eukaryota, Fungi, Basidiomycota, Agaricomycetes, Agaricales, Physalacriaceae. The record is from RefSeq and is a predicted model, not a curated record. The coding region runs from base 43 to 687 and encodes 214 amino acids. The transcript is spliced from 5 exons.
GAUUAUUCAUGCUAGCACUUAUUUUAUGUAUAAAGUACCAGCAUGAUCAAUUUUUACGACCUUCCGUCCAAAGCAGCCUAUGCUCCGGGAACUAUGAUGACCUGGCGCGCUAGGUAUGCCAUAAACCUCAAAAAUCUGCCCUACCAGACUGUCUACGUCGAGCUACCUGAUAUCGAGGCCCUCGCUAAAAGGAUCGGCACCGCCCCCGCCAGCACGAAAUCCGACGGUGUCUCUCCCUUCUACACCAUACCCAUCAUCCAAGAUAAUUCUACGGGCGCUGUCCUCACUUUCGCCGAUGCAGUCAGUGACGCCUUUGACCAUCUCCGGUUACCUCUCUUCUAUUCGGACUUGGUGGUGAAGACGAACGCCCGGACGGCAAUUUAUAUGAGAGAAAAGUUUUCCUCGGUUUCUAGUCUGGAGGCUCCGGAGGACAAAGAGCGGAAGAGGUUGUGGGCGAUUACAAAAGAGAAGCUGGCAAAGAUGAACAAAUGCUUCGAAGAGAGUGAGGGUGACUUUGUUAUGGGGAGUGAACCGUGUUUUGCAGAUACGGUGCUUUGCGGGUUUUUGUGGUUCAUGAGGAGGAUGGUUGGAGAGGAGAGUGAGGAGUGGGAAACCUUUAUUUCUUGGAAUGAGGGAAGGUGGGCAAAGCACUUGGAGAACUUCAGGCCGUACGAAAAGAUUGUGUAGGCAAGGACGUCGCGAACGAAUACCAAUGAGCUGCACUUGCAGAUUCUUUCUAGCGACUACCACGGUGUGAUUUUCUCUCUGAGGGUCGUUGCCAGUUGCCCUUCGAAUCUCAGGUCUAGUUUCAUCCCCCUUAGAAGGGCCGGUGCACCUCGAAACUUCCGUCGCGCACCUCGCUUUCCCUGGUGAUAUGCAUGGCAAGGAAAGCUCAUAUUAGUGUGUCAUAUUCUCAACGAACAUAGUCAAGAACAUGACGAACUCCGACAAAACGGUUUUGCUGUUCAGAUCUGGUGCGAUAUUGUGAAAGCCAUCCUCUUUGUAAUAACUUGCACGCUCUGAGCCUGGAUUGGUCUCGUCUGCAGACAACUAAAACUCCUCGCUUCCGGGAAAUUGACACGAGAAUUUCGGA